Molecule: messenger RNA, 1246 nt
Organism: Chrysoperla carnea
Lineage: Eukaryota; Metazoa; Arthropoda; Insecta; Neuroptera; Chrysopidae
Product: pupal cuticle protein G1A-like
Exons: 3
Coding region: 95-1012 (305 amino acids)
Source: RefSeq, a predicted model, not a curated record
CUUAAAUUAUUAAAGCAUAUUACAGUUUAACGUUCAAGUUAAAGUAUAUCUAUUUUACAACUUUUGUUUUAAUACAAAAAAAAAUCUAUUCAAAAUGUUCAAAUUGAUUGUUAUCCCAAUGCUCUUCGCCGCCGUCAGCGCCGGUUAUUUGGGUGGUGGAUACUUAGCCGCACCAGCAUACUCAGCACCAUUAGCUGUUGCCCAUGCUCCAUUAGCAGUUGCUGCCCCAGCUGUGGUCAAAACUGCCGUACCAGUAGCCACAUCUUAUGCCAACACCUACAAAGUAUCAUCACCAAUUGCCGUUGCUGCUCCAGCUAUUGCUAAAGUUGCUUAUGCUGCACCAGCCUACGCUGCACCAGCCUACGCUGCACCAGCAUACGCCGCACACGCUUACGCUGCACCAGCAUACGCUGCCCCAGCCUACGGUUAUGGCGCUGGUUACUUACACGCAAAAUUAAGUCAUCAGUCUCUUGUGCAUUUUUGCAAAGAAUACAUUAGUUUUUGUUACAACACAGACCUAAACGAAACACAAUUCAAAAUGUUCAAAUUGGUGGUGUUGUCUGCUCUUUUCGCCGUCUCAAUGGCUGCUCCAUCUGGAUUACACGCCGUAGCACCAGUAGCUUACAGUGUUGCUGCCCCAGCCGUAGCUGUACCAACCGCUGUCAGUCAUCAAUCACGAGUUGAUGUACACAGCAGUCCAGUUGUUGCUACCACAUACACCGCUCAAGCUCCAGUCGCCGUAGCUGCUGCUCCAGUAGCUGUUGAUGCCCCAGCUGUAGUAGAAGCCCGUUAUGCCGCCCCAGCUGUAGCUGUACCAACUGCUGUCAGUCACCAAUCACGAGUUGAUGUCCACAGCAAACCAGUUGUUGCUACCACAUACUCCGCUCAUGUUCCAGCUGUAGCCACAUAUGCCGCUCAUGUUCCAGCUGCCUAUGCCUCAUACGCUACUCAUGUUCCAGCUGUAGCCUCAUACGCUGCUCAUGUACCAGCUGCAUAUGCCUCAGUAUGGUAAUUGAUGGUUAUUGAGAAUAGUGAAUCUAGCAAAACUUAAUAAUUCUUGACUGAUGUUUAAAAUUUUAUUUUGUAUUUAUUUUCAAAAUUCCAUGUUACAUUAAUUGAAGAAAUAAAUUUUGACAUUUUCAUAAAUUAUAGCGUUUUAUUACAUAAUGUUUAAUUUCAUUAGUAAUCGAAUCCAGACACCAUACUUUUAAGUAGCUCAGCGAAAAAGUAUAUUUUUUUAAAGUUA